GCCGCCUCGCGCAUCACAUGCUCUGGGAAUUGGUCGGCAGAUGGCGGGGUAUGUAGGGUAGCAGGGAUACGUGCCCUGCGUUUCUGUGGCGUAAGAUGGCGCUGCACUUUGCACGUUCUUGGCGCUUGUACAGCUGGGGAGCCAAACGAUGUGGGGCUGCCGCAGGGGAAGCCCGGAGAGGCAUCAGUUUCAAACUGGAAGAAAAAACUGCCCACAGCAGUCUGGCACUCUUCAGAGGUGACACAGGUGUCAAAUAUGGCUUGGUAGGAUUGGAACCCACCAAGGUGGCCCUGAAUGUGGAGCGCUUCCGGGAGUGGGCAGUGGUGCUGGCAGACACAGCGGUCACCAGUGGCAGACAUUACUGGGAGGUGACAGUGAAGCGCUCCCAGCAAUUCCGGAUAGGAGUGGCAGACAUGGACAUGUCCCGGGAUAGCUGCAUCGGUAUUGAUGAUCGUUCCUGGGUGUUCUCCUAUGCUCAGCGCAAGUGGCACACCAUGUUGGCCAACGAGAAAGCCCCAAUUGAGGGUAUUGGGCAACCCGAGAAAGUGGGGCUGCUGUUGGACUAUGAGGCCAAGAAGCUGAGCCUGGUGGAUGUGAACAAGGUCUCUGUGGUCCACACGCUACAGACAGAUUUCCGGGGUCCGGUGGUGCCUGCUUUUGCUCUUUGGGAUGGAGAGCUGCUGACCCACUCUGGGCUUGAGGUGCCAGAGGGUCUCUAGUAUGUCCAUUAUUAGAGUCCCUAAUCAUAUUCUUGGCCAGUUUCCAACUGAAAGUAUAUGAAGACCUCUAUCUCCCACAAUUCAUUGUUGGGUCCUCUGUGCAAUAUCUUAGUCAUUUUCUGUUUCCUACCCCAUGAAAGCUAGGCAUAUGGUCAAGGUUUCCUUCAAACUAUCGUGGGUUUCCUGGGCACCACAGGUAUAGUUUCCCAUACUUUGUUCCUUUAGUCGCUGUGCCUCCCAUACCUCAAAACUAUUCAGUCUUAGGGUCUUUUAGCUUGGUUGAAUUUAUUCACUAUGCUACCUCUCUCCCUUUAUCUGUAUGUUAUUUGUUUGUUUUGGGGUUUCUAUCAAAUCUCUCCAGAGUAAAUCCUUUCUACCUCUGGCUGGA
Messenger RNA from Marmota flaviventris (yellow-bellied marmot), 1107 nucleotides. It is a transcript of the gene Spryd4, whose product is annotated as SPRY domain containing 4. NCBI's taxonomy places the organism in Eukaryota, Metazoa, Chordata, Mammalia, Rodentia, Sciuridae. The record is from RefSeq and is a predicted model, not a curated record. Gene Ontology annotation, molecular function: protein binding.